Molecule: messenger RNA, 2114 nt
Organism: Laccaria bicolor S238N-H82
Lineage: Eukaryota; Fungi; Basidiomycota; Agaricomycetes; Agaricales; Hydnangiaceae
Exons: 19
Coding region: 33-2114 (693 amino acids)
Biological process (GO): L-glutamate transmembrane transport; malate-aspartate shuttle; aspartate transmembrane transport
Molecular function (GO): calcium ion binding; L-glutamate transmembrane transporter activity; L-aspartate transmembrane transporter activity
Source: RefSeq, a predicted model, not a curated record
CCAAAUCGUAGACAACAGGCGCAUAGAAGGCCAUGUUACUUUCAAGAGUCCUAUCGACUGCACAUUGUGACUCGGACGGGCCUUCUUCUCUGACGGCCUCAGCCUUCAAAACCGUUCGUACGGCAGUGUCAGUUCCGGAAAAUGAAUUAAAACGGUGGAGACGGACCUUUGAUUCUUAUGCCAAGGUUGUUAAUGGCGAGAGAUACCUUGACCCAGAAAGUUUCGUCAAUGCAAUCGCACCGAAGGGGGAUCUUACAAAGAUUGGGCGUGCUCAAUUUGCGAUCCUUUUCCGUGUCGCCGAUACUUCACGACGCGGAUUAGUUUCUUGGGACGAUUUUACGGUCUUCGAGACCCUUUUGAAGAGGCCUGACGCGGAUUAUUGGAUGGCAUUCCAAUACUUUGACGUAGAUCAUUCAGGCUUUAUUGACUUUGAUGAAUUCAAGACCGUCUUCUCCGCCAACAUUGGCUCCGACGCGAUCCCCUUUGACUUCGAUUGUGACUGGAUCAAACUUUAUUUGGGGAAAAAGAAUGGCACUCAUGUGCUAGGAUAUAAUGAAUUUACCCAGCUGAUGAAGGGAUUGCAGGGCGAGCGCCUUCGUCAAGCAUUCAAAUACCUCGACGAGGAUCAGGACGGAUUUAUUUUGCCAGAGCAGUUCAAAAGGAUCAUUCUCGAAAUUGCAGGACACAAGCUAUCUGAUGCUGUGAUAGACAGGUUACCCACGUUAUGCACAUUGACUCCCGGACAACGCAUAUCCUAUUCUGAAGUUGUUGCUUUCCAUAAUGUUAUUAGAGAAAUGGACAUGGUAGAAAGGAUCAUCCGUGAAGCUACAGCAAAGAGCAAGGAUGGGCGUAUCGACCAAUCGGACUUUCUAAAUCAUGCCGCCUCCAGUUCACGCUACUCCUUAUUCACCCCCAUGGAGGCUUCUAUUAUUUUUCAUUUUGCUGGCCGUGGAGUUACGUCACAAAGGCUAGCGUUGCUUGAAUUUGCUCAGCUCUUGGACCCAAGAUGGCGUGCCCCCCAUGAUGAGUUUGAUGAUUCAAAGAUACAAGCGAAGACAUCUUUUCUCCAAACUUUUCUACACUCCUCGUACAACUUUGUUCAGGGCGGUAUUGCCGGAGCCUUUGGCGCCACUAUCGUAUACCCAAUAGACAUGGGUGAGAUGCAAAACCAACGUUCAACAGUUGUUGGUCAGUUGAUGUACAAAAACAGUAUAGACUGCGCCCAGAAGAUUCUCCGUAACGAGGGCGUUUUGGGUUUUUACCGUGGACUUGGCCCCCAACUCAUCGCAUCACCGGAGAAAGCUAUCAAACUAACAGUAAAUGAUCUCAUCCGGGCUCGGGCCAUGGAUCCCGAAACGGGGCGGAUAAAACUUCAUUGGGAGCUCAUCGCUGGUGGCAUGGCAGGUGGUUGCCAGGUGGUGUUCACGAAUCCUCUUGAAAUUGUGAAAAUCCGACUUCAAGUUCAAGGUGAAGCAGCCAAAGUGGAAGGGGCGCUGCCCAAAGGCGCCAUCCAUAUCAUUCGCCAGCUUGGUGUCCUGGGAUUAUACAAGGGUGCCACAGCUUGCUUACUUCGUGAUAUUCCAUUUUCCGCCAUCUAUUUUCCGGCCUAUUGGCAUCUUAAGAGGGACAUCUUCCACGAGGGCCACAACGGGAAACAAUUGUCGUUCGUCGAAACUCUAGGUGCAGCUGCCAUUGCCGGAAUGCCAGCCGCGUACUUCACCACUCCAGCCGAUGUUGUGAAGACGAGACUGCAAGUUGAAGCCAGACAAGGCCAGACAAAUUACAAGGGACUACGCGACGCGUUCGUAAAAAUAUAUCGAGAAGAAGGUUUCCGUGCCUUAUUCAAGGGUGGUCCGGCUCGGGUGAUUCGGAGCAGCCCUCAAUUCGGAUUUACACUCUUAGGAUACGAAACGCUAAAGACCACAUUUCCUUAUCCUUGGCAAGAUAAAUCACAACAAGUGGAGACAGCUCUCACAUCUCGCCCUGACGAAAUGUCAAAGAUACGUGCGAGAAAUGCUCUCAAGAUACUCCUGGACGUACAUGGAGAUUUUGGGCGACGAGUCACUGGAGGCGGGAGACCAUUGUCGCUGUCAAAUCCAAGACUAUCCUCAUAG